CUGAAUUCAAAAUGGAGCUCAAAUGGCGCAGACAAGAGAAAGUGGUUUACAGCUUUUAUAGCUACAAUAUUUUUUAAUUCCUCCUACAGGUUCGGUAGAAAUGUUUCAUAAAAUAAGAUCUUUUAUCCAUGAGGCUGUAGAAGCGGUGAGUUUUUUUAUUUUUACCAUUUACAGAGAUCAUUCGCUAAAAUUCUAUUUUCUGGAUCUCAGUUGUGAGGAUUUCCUGACUGCAAAUUUCUUAAAUAUUCAAAAUAAGUUGUUAUAAUAAACAUUUCAGCUUGCUCCUGAUGUCCCUCUACAAGAAACGUUUGUAUUCCAUUGGAAAGCUAUCACUAAUUAUUUUAUAGAGGCCACAGGUAACGUUAAAAUCAAUGUUGAUAUGUAGUACAAGUACAUGUAGCUCGUUCUUUGUUUAUUUACACAUGCUUACGUGUUUAAUUGUUUUACCUAUGCAUAUAAAUUUCGUGUCUGGCAGAUGAGAAAGUUCCCGUACAGUCCACUAAUAUUCCAUAUCACCUGGAACAAAUGUUGGACAUUUUACGACAUGAAGAAGAUGACCAGAAUGGUGGUGCAACGGUAAUCUUUUAACAAUGUAUUUUUAAUUCCAAAAUGAAAGUGCCGGUGGUAAUUUUAUUUCUGUUUAUCUCGUAGGUAUCUUUUAUCUUUAAUUUGGCUCAUGCAUGUGCUAUAAAAUGUAAAAGUAAUGCUUAUUUAUCAUUAAUCACUUCCACCAUAUGGUGUAGAACACACAACAGAGCGGGGCUCCAAUUUGAGUGUGUCCUUACAGAUAACCCAACCGGCCCAGGAGAGGUUGGCUACACCACCAGGAUCUACAUCCUAGAAAGUCUUACUGUUUGCAGAUGUCAUUGAAAAGGCAGUACUUUCUCAUCAGUUAUUUAAAGACCCCGAGUGUUGGUCCGGCUGGGGUUUGAAACCACGACCUCCCACUCAGCAGACUGGAGCUCUGCCAACUGAACUAACCAGGCAGCGGUUAUGCUAUAUGGCUUAGUGCUAACACUCUUCCUUCUUUUUCAUUUCAUGUCAUGCAGCCUUGUGUUUCAUUAUCUACAGUGUAUUCCUGUCCUUAUAAUACCGGGUAUACCGUAUUUAUUCGAUUAACCGCCCUGGGUGCUUAUUAAAUUGUUGGACCUUGAGAGUGGGCGCUUAUUCGAGGCUGGGCACUUAUUAAAUUUUCACCAUUUUCAGCAAGUGUAGUAUGUUUAUUUUGCAACAAAACGCGAAGAAGUAUCAAAGCAAGGUUUCUGUAUAAUACUCUGAAGAAAACUUCGUCCUCGGGGAAGUCUCUUAUUAGAAUUUAUUCACUCAAGUGGUUGGGGUGGGGGUGAGCGCUUAUUUGAGUUUGAUUGGGAGGAGGAGGGGGUGGGUGCUUAUUCGGGGCUGGGCGCUUAUUAACUUUUUCUGCCUUUAGGAUGGGCGCUUAUUCGAGGUGGGUGCUAAUGCGUGGUUGGGUGCCUAUUCGAAUAAAUACAGUAAUUUGGAAGGGCUAGAAUUUUUAUUGUCAAAGUUCCCAGCACCUACUGACUGUAGAAAAUAUUAUGUCACUCAAGCUCACUGGUAAUGCUGACAGACAUGGGUUAUUGGGCUGUUAAACAUUGAUUGUCUGCAUGUCCCCAGGAGGGAGGAGGUUUUCAAGAGUCACUUCUGAAAGGGAAAGACUCGUAUUUUUUGGACUGAGUUGUUUGAAAGACAAUUAGCACAAUUCCACAGUUAGUUACCGUGACAACUCAUAUAAUCUGUUUGCUACGGUGGUCCACUAGUUCCACUGCCUCACAUUUUAAAGCAACUCUGUGUCUACAUAAAAACUCAUCUGCACCAUGCAUUUGUUCCUCUUUUUCAUACAAGUAAUAAGCCAAUUGUUUAUAAACUGACCUCGUCCGUUAAGCCUUCUCCGUAGAAACACGCAUCAAGGAUUGAAAGUUCUUGUUUUCUGAUAGGCUAUUGAAUGUAACCAAUCACAGAGCAUUUCGAUUCUCUUCUGUUUGAAGCUAGAAGUGUGAUUUUAAGGAACACAUUUUGUGAAAAUUUUAGCAUUUUCUUUUAUAAAGAGUUGGAGGAGUUUCCUAAACAAGUGUGCACAAAGAUUCCUUACACUCCCUCUAUAAAGUUGGCCAUCAUCAAAAUUAUUGCAAGAAAUGGCGGGGAAGACCCAGCAGAGGAGUACCUUGAUUUCAUGGCGGUCUUUUCGUUUUCCAAUUUGGUGCCCUAACGGAAAGACCCUGAAGACGAUUGAUGGGUAUGGUGUGGUGGAGAAUGGAGGUUUUUUAGGGGGGAGAGGGGGUGAGUGGCAGGCAGUGGUUGCAGGAAUAGGGCUUGAGUAGGUUCAUUUCUACAGGGAAUCAUUUUUGUAUGAUUUUGUAUGGAAGAGGUUCGUCUCCAGGGAAAAAAGUGUGUUUCCAUGAAAAAGGCUCAUUUUUGUAUAGGAGGCAUAUUUCUAAGGAUGAGGGAUUUUUCUACAGAGGAGGCGUGUUUCUACAGUGGAGACUUAUUUUACGGCAGAGGUUGCGUACAAUUCUACAGAGCGGGCUUAUUUCUGCGAAAAGGUCAAAUCAAAAGCAAUCGGCUUAUUGCUUGUAUGAAAAAAGAGGAACCAAUGUGUGGCGCAGAUGAGUGUUUAUGUACAGACAGCGUUGUUUUAAAAUGUGAAGCAGUGGUGCUAGCGGGCCACUGCUUCCUCGUCAAACCAGGAUUAGAGCGAACCAGGUUUUAAACAGCUCAGUUGUGAAGGGUAAAAUUCAGUUGUGACUCAAUAGGGGUGAGAUUGUUCUUGGUGCUCAGAUAGUAGAGCGCAGGCAGAAAAUUGACAAGGAAAAUAAAACAAGGGGAGACUAUGUAGGGAAAAGGGGAGGGAAGGUUCCUUCGAUCUAGCCCCAGUCUUCUCUCGUUUUCCCCCCUUGUUUUCCCUGUGCAUGGUCUAACUCGCUCCCCACGAUCUAAAUGCUGUACUCUGCUAUCUGAACACAAGGAACAGGCUAGAGGUAGGAAGAUAAAUGAUAUAGGAAUGACUGAUAAAAUGAAUGGCGAUCUUAAUGUCAUGAGCAAUAGCUUGAAAAUUGGUGUUUUACUAGCUAGACUGCUUCUAGACCUCCAGUUCAAUUUCUGAUCCAGCCUAUUCCUUCUUUAUGAGCUGGUAAAAUAAGCUUAUGUGAAAUUUUUAUGUCUAAAUUAUAGGGGCCUUGUUUGGAGUACUUGUUGCAGCAUAAAAUUUUAGACACCCUUCACACACUUGGAAGAGCAGAUGUAAGAGUUAACUUUGUUUCCAAAUACUUAAACAAUAUGUGAAAUAAUUCAGAAAUUUCUUGAGCAGAACUAUUAGUAGAUAUUAAUUUUAUCCUCAUAAAUUAAUUACAGUAAUGUAUUGCUUAAAUUUCAUUACAUAGGAUAUUACAGAAUUAUAAAUGUGUAUGGUCUCUCCAUUCCAUGGUCAGGUCAUCCCAAGCCAGAUCAUUGCAUUUUUUUGGAAAAGAAUAGAUGGUUCCACAGUUUCAGUAUAAAACUCGAUAUCAAGUGUGCUUUUUGGUCUUCUUGGCUUGGAGAACAAGGUAUAUGCAUGAGUAAUGCUCUUGUUUCUGCUUGCCGUGACUUAAACUUGUAAAAAGUUCUGACUAUAGUAUUGUGGAACGAUCUGACUAUUAAGGGGAAUGGUCUGACUAUGGAACAAAGUGACCUCUCCAGAUACCCAAAUAAAAUGUAAAAUGAAGGCAUCUUCUGGUUUACAGUGUACAUUUUUAUUAAAUUGUAUUAUUUGAUUUAAUUUUUAUUGUACAGCGUUUACUUUUAUGAUAUCUUGUUCUUUCUUAGUGUCCACCUGGAAUGAAGCAACAGGUGUUAUUGUUUUUCGCAAAUUUGCUGGCGAAAAUGAAACAGCCUCUUCUACCACACAUCAGUGUGUACCGACCUGUUCAUGUAAGUAAUCAUGGUAGAUAUCAAUAAUUAUUACUGCUAUAUUUAACCUUAGGUUACAACAACGUGAUGUCAGAUAACCCAGGGCUAACUAAGGAACCUAUCAUUUACAACAUUUUUGUAAUCGUCAAAGCAACUUCUCAGCUGUCAAAGUUUUGUCUUUGAAUCAAGCACCAAGAAUGCUCAUCUUGAUUUGUGAACGAUGUUGUCUUGAGGAUACAUGUAAUCAUUUCUGGUUAUAACUUUAAGUGCUGUGAAGAAAUUUGAUCUUUGUUUGCUAAUACUUGCUACUCCCUUAUAUUACAUUUUAUUUCGCUUGAGUAUUUAUUACAACAUUUAGGUCAGUUAUUAUAACUGACCUAAAUUAAGGGAUGAUAGUGAGUUCAGGACAAUGUAAUUUCCCUUAAUGUAAGCGUGAUUGUAAAAGAACUUUGAAGUUUGUAAUUUAAAGUAAUCCAUACUCCCCCAUGGAGGGCUUAAAGGUUUGGCCUGUUCCCCACUCAACCCUUCAUCCUUUUCUUUUAAAGAUUUAUAUAUAUCGUUAUGACCUUGCUCCCCGUUGAAAUUUCCAUGACUCUCCAUCCAUACAGGGAUUUUCUGAGACACUCAAUAUAAUUUGCUUGGGACAAGAGAGAAUGCUUAAAGUAUAAUUAUUUUGUGAAGUCCAAUUGUACUUGCAGUUUUAACAGCGUGAUAUUUUGUUUGUUAGGCUUCAGUUUUUGCUUUACUGCUCUAUCUAACUUUUUUGCCUCAGAGAUUAAUCAGAUUAUGUGGAGAAGUCAAGGCUGCCCCAUCUGAGAAUGAAGAAAUCCAGUUUCUGUGUGUUGUGUGUGCAAAAUUACGACAAGAUCCAUACUUGGUGAACUUUUUCCUUGAGGUGGGUCACUGCAUGCUGUGCUGAUUAUGACACUUUGUCUAUUUGUUUGUUUGUUUGUGUUUACAAUGUGAACCAAUCACCAUUAAUGUAAUACAGUCCCCCCUCCACUAAUGGUGACUUCUCCACAUCUGCCAUCUUUACAGUGGCCACUUUUUUGGUGAAUAGUUCAUACACUGACUCUUCUUUAAAUGGCCACUUUCUUGGCCAAGCUACAUGAUAUUACUUUUACAAAUCUGAGUUUGAAAUCAUUUUACUGGUAACCAUCUUUCUCAAAGCCUUUGUCAAUAAUAUUACUGUAAAAAUGAAGUUAAUUUUAUUGUACAAGUUAACAUUAAUAUUGUAAUGGAGAUUACUUUAUCCAUACAUACGUAUUGUGCAUAUUGAGCUUACUUUCAGUCGUUCAUAUUGCUCCAAUAAACAAAGUUAAUUUUAUUUAAUUUCAAACAGCAAUCAAUUGCUUUGUUUUUAUGAAUAACAAAUAAUGCUGUCCUUGUGCCAUAAUUCAUUCAAUAAAAUUUAACUGUCAUACAUGUAAUUUCAUUUUGUAAUAAUACAUUAUUUAUCUUGUUCUUAACCAAUAAAACUUAUCAUCUUCAUAGAAAUACAGCUUAAAUUAAAUACCUCAUUACUUGAAUUUUUGGCGACAUGUUAUUUUACCAAUUUUGAAAAAUCCUUAUAAUUGGCACUUUGAUUUUGCGAGUUUUCAUAACUUUAGAACAUAAGACACUCAAUUUUCACAAUUUUACAAAAUGAAACUUUGGUGAAUUAAGAUAGGUGUAGAACAUUUAUGUGAUAAAAUUAUAAAUGUCAAUAGCUUCGAUUCAUUUCAAUCAAAAUCAUCAACAUUCUGAAACUUAAUUUUGAACAAAACAAAUGAAGCUGCAGCCAUAAUGUCAUAUGUUAUGCUGUCCUCACUCACUUUUAGGUACAAUAUCACACAAAGUCGGUGAUACACAUCAUAAUCAACCAUCAAAUAGUAUACAUGUAUGUGUGUGAAACAGACCAGAUGGCUGAAUUUCAUAUUUUACUCAAUUAUUUUAAUUUAGCGACAAUUUAAAUUUAGCAAUCAUUUUUAGAAAAGUCACUAAAUCAAAGUGUCGCUAAAAUUUUAUGUAAUAAGGUAGCCGUAUGCAUUCCAGGCAGAGAACAUUAAACAUCCUGAUUUGUUGUUCACUUUUUUGUUUUCAGUCAUUUCCAUUCCGUACCUCUAUGUGUGUACUUCCACUCUCACUUUGCAUUGUUUGGAAAUUCAAUGCAUAUCCUAUUGAAUUUUCUUUUUAUCUUCAAUUUCAAUUAAGAGUGAACUUGCUUGUCCCUACACAUUCAUCCCUCUUGGUUUUACAGUGAUUCAGCCUUCUUGAAAAACAAUAAUGUAUCUUUCACAAGCAGUCACUUCCUCCAAAUAAUCAUUGUCACUUUCAUACAGGUUAGUCAUCAACAGUCCUAUAUUUAGGGCUACACUGACCCACAGAGGGUCAUAUUCAACCUACACAUGACUUGACCUGCCCUGUUCCUUUUCAAUCCAAUCAUUAGGUUGAGACUUUCAUUCAUGACAUCAACACCAUCUGGUACAUGUAUUUGAGAAGUGGUCAAUCUGAUCACCUUAUUAUUUAAGAUGGAAUCCAUCAGGAAAUUGAGUAAUUUUAAUUUUCAGUUGACAAAAACCUUGUACCAAAAUAAUUUAAUCAAUAUCGUCUUCUUUUUAACAUUUUUCAAGAGCUAUAGAUAUACCAAUAAUUAGUUAACUGUAAUAACACCAAAGACUAUUUCUCAUGGGAGCCCGAGAAAAUAAAUGUCAUUAAUUUCACAAGAAUUGUGAAAACACAGGUAAAAUUCUGAAAAUUUCAUGUGCACAGUAAGGUGUCAUUUUUGUCAAAUCUGACAUUUGUUUUCUCGGGGUUUUAAUAGAAAAUUUUUGUUGGUGUUAUUAAAGAUAACUAAUUACAUCUAUAGCCCUUUAAAAAUAUAAAAAAGAAUGCAAUGUUGUUUAAAUUGUUCUGGUACAAGGUUUUUGUCCACUGAAAAUUAAUAUUACUCAAUUUCCUAAUGCAUUCCAUCUUAAUCUGGUGUCAACUGUGUUCUCUUUUCCUGUUAUUAGACCAACUCUGCUAGAACUACCCAUGUCUUGCCUUCUGGUGAGCCACUGGUAUGGACCUAAUCUUUGUCAAUGCUCUUUGUCUAUACUAUUUGUCUACCUCUGCCAAUUUUUGCCUCAUCCAUGGUGGCAAAAAUUAAUGUUUCUCACCUUUAACCACUUGGUUUUCUCGAAAUUGUAGUUAUAGUUUUGAGAGGCAUGUUACAUUAUCUCUACCAGAACAGUGAAAAUUUUUCACAGUGAUAAAAUGUGAUAAAAAAAUGUGACAGUGAUAUAUCUGUGUUACCCUAAAAAAAUGAAAAGGACAGCUGACUUUGAGCCCAUUGAAACAUUCAAACAAGCUAUUCAUGUCAUGACUGUGUUUAGUACCAUUAAUAAAUUGUCACUUUCAAGAGUACUAAAGACAUCAUCAGCUACUGCACUAUGCCAUCAUGUGCAUUUAGUGCAUGUCUGUAUAGCCUGAGAAAACAGCUGACAUUUUGCAAUGCCGUCACCAAUGUCUGUGGAAAUUGCACAGAAAUUCCAUACUGAUGAUGUGUCACUAUCCAGGUCUGGAUAGUGCUUCUGAUUGGUUGAAGCAAAUUUCCUUAGCAGCAUGCCCAAUCAGAAGCACCACCCGACAUCUGUGACAAUAACAUGUACAGCAGUUCUGAAGAGUAAAAAAAAAAACAAUAAUAAAAUUAUUGCCCUGCACUUGCCUAGAGUAACGCUGAAACUGGGUUAUGUUAUUCAAAUAGACUACAGCUUAGGUUAAGAGACUGCAUUUUACUAUCAUUUUUCUAAUCUUGUUUAUAAAAUUCUAAUUUAAUUUAUAAAAAUCAAUAAAUAAAAGAACCAACCUGAAGAAAUCAGAAUAUAUGUCAAACUACUGACAAAUGUUAACAAGUAAGCUAAACUAAUGUUAAUUCUCCUGAAAGUAUUAUUAGUUUUCUUAAUAUUUUGGAUAAUGCUCUCUCCUUGAUUAAAAUUCUGCUGCAGUUAGUUGUAUACUGAUGCUACCCCUAAAAUAACAUUUAGUGUUUACCUAUAGCUAUAACAGCUGAGUUAUCAGAUGUGUAAAGCCAUUCCUGUUUUUUUUUUUUUUAAUUCCAGCCUUCUGCAAGGGUUAACUAUUAAAAGGAGUUGCCAGUGCUUACACUGUGUCUGGCAAAAUAUGUUGCAUGGUGCAUAAUUUAUGUUUACUUUAAAGUAAAAGAACUGUCUAUCACUCUUCGAGCAUUAAUUGCUCGGACUACAAUAGAAGAAACUACAGGAAAACACCAGUACAAAUUAAUUAAAGCAUUUGUUUUUUAAACUAAUGUUUUAGUCACUAGGCACAAGUCCAUCAGGUACCCAUUCACCGUCGGAAGAGUUGCACCCUCCACCUGUUAAAGCCCAAGGACGUGACAAGCCAGAUUAUACCUUGGUGAAUUCUCUCCUUAACUUAUCCAAGAGUGAGGUGAUUUACACUGGAUGUUCUUUUUGGGUUUUGGCCUUGGGCUAUUAUACUUUAACUGAUUCUUGUUUUUUUCCCUGCAGGACAGUAGAAUUGCUGUGAAGGCAUGCGAAGGACUAUUGCUUUGUGCAUCUCUUCCUGAAGACCAUGCAGCCACUGUGAUUAUCCUUUAUACUCCAUUCUGUGAAGUUAUGGUUAGUAUCCAGCUGAUGUUACUGUAUUACCUUCACCAGUCUUGCAAAACACUUGAUUAAGAAGAAAGUUCUGGAGUAAAAGUAAAUGGUAUUAACUCAAGAAUUCAUUUGCUCUGUCUUAGGUCAGGGUGCAAAGAAAGUCAGUUUUACACCUUGCCAUUCAGGCAAGCUGUAGUUAGAAUGCACUAGCCGAAAAGUCAUUUUGACUAGCCCGAUGAUGAGCAGGGUUGAUAACAGUUCUUUUGUGAUUAUAAUUCCUUAAAAAGUUUCAAUUGCCAGGCAGGCAAGUUAAGAACAGAAUUCACUAGCCCAAUAGUAAAAUCCACUAGGCCUGGGCUAUCCAACACGACUUUCUUUACACACUGUAGGUGCACUGUUUGCAUCUGUAACCCACCCUGCAAGCUGAGCCUUGAUCCUUUUGUCUUCUUGGUCAAGGAGGAGAAAAGGUGUCUCUGCCUGAAUUGUGUCAAGCCUUUGAAGUUGCCGCAGCCCAAACUUCUGGAUUAGUCAAUCUUGUUCUCUCUCGUCAAACUAGUUUUUUUGAGUAAAAGCAUCCAUUUAUUGAUAAACCGAUGGUCAUAACCAUGCCUGCUGAGGCAAGCGCACAGCUAUUAGGUCUGGGUUCAAAACUGUAUCCUAGCAACAUUCCACACACGCUUAACAAAGUUUUUACCUGAUUUAUGCAGAGUCUUUCUCGAGAAUGCUGAAAUCAAACAAGCGUAAAAAAGGCUCUGCUGGCAGGAGGCAUGUCUGUAACCCUGUCAGAGUGACAGACAAUAAUUUGGUUGUAGCUUUGGUUGUAGCUAAAAGCACAAUGGAAGGGAUCUAUAGACAUUUUUGUCACUAUAAUAGUGAAACUGUAUUCUGAUAUAUGAUUUUUAUUAGUUUAAUGCAUCCCUAGUUCACUAAAAUAAGUGGAGCUUACAUGUAAGCACAGUCCAAACCUGAGUUAUUCAAAAGGUGGAUAAUGCUAACCAGUGGAUAAAGCAUGUUGGUUUUCCUAAAUCCACUGAAUAGUGAUUUAUGUGGUAAACAGUCUUACCUAACCUUCACCCAGGCCUGUGGUUUGAACUUGUUAGCCACCAUAGCUUUGUAAGUAACAAGUUUUGUCUACUAGCAAGAUUUAGUACUUUCAGUGGCUUUUUUUUGUCUUUAGGUCACAGAAAAAGCUGAGUUCUAUUAAAGCAAUAUUAAAUCUGAUCACUGACAUUUCAUUUAUGUUUUUAUAGUCAGACAGAUUGAAAGUGUUAUUUGAACAUUUACCCCAGAAUAUGGAGCCAAUAGAUAUAUCAGCUAUUGCUGCCAAGUGGGGGUAUGUUUGGUUUACUUAGUAUGGUAACCAAUGGAUAAAGUUUAAUGGAAGAGGUUUAGGCAUUCUAGAAUCAAUUUUGGAGUUAUUGGUUUCUAAGAAGAGCCUCAGAAGUAGAAGAUCAUGGGCUUGUUAAUGGAUUGAUUCAUUGAUUUUUUCGACUGACCAAGUGACUGGUCAAUUAAUUGCUAGUGAUUUAGCGAUUGAUUGAUUGAUUGAUUGAUCAAUCAAUCAAUUGAUUGAUUGAUUGUUUAAUCAACAUUGAUAAGUAACUAUAGAUCUGAUCUUUGGCAAACACUUUGAAUUUCACCCAAUCUCUUAAGUGUUAUUUACAGGAACUUAACUUGCCUGGAUUAUCUGGGGUCUUUUGAGGCACAUAGUGUAUAAGUUUUAAGACCAUAAAAACCCAAGUUAGCAUGUAGUAAUUACUAAUCUGUGAUAGUUGUCAGUACUCUCACCAUUAUUCAAUACAUACUGUGGGUAAAGAACUUAUCAGGACUCCACUAGCACAACAGGGUUUAUCUGAUUGAGAAAUUUACUGUACCAUUGUUCCACAGGCUUGAUCAUCAGAGCGAUGAUGAAGAUAUGCUGUCAUUUCCUGGAAAGAGGCAGUUAAUUUCCUUUCUCUCCUGGUUGGAUUAUGUUGAUCAGCUCUCAAAAGAAGCACACAAGGUGUGUUUCUGUGUGUACUAAGUUGUUAUCAUUUAAAAGCUUUUUUAAGCAACAAAAUGGGCCAAGCUGUUCCAAGUCUAGUUAUUUCUUAUCCAGACUUAACUCUUUAAGCUCUAAUGUCCACAUACAAACUCAUUAUACCGAUUUCCAUGUACAUAUUUCCUUUUAUAAAAUAACUAAGAUAGUAUGCACGCUCUGAUUGGCAGAGAGGCGUGUUUGCAUGAGAGUAUGUAAACAUGGUUGUGACGUCAAGAUGUUUUGCUUUUCGUGCGCUAAUCACGCAAGCACAAAUUUGAAAAAGGUUUUGAGUUGAAAAACUCGACAAAUUUACUUUAUUUACCCAUUUCCUUGUCGGUUGAAACUUGAAAAAUCUUUAGAAACAUGCUGUGUCAAUUUUUUUUUUGCCUGAGCUGAUAUUUUAAGCGAGAAAAACCCGUAUUUUGGAAGGCAUCUUUUUUGCAAAACAAAGACUGAUUGCGCGUGCAAGCUUCGUGUACAAGACUUCACUACUGGUAAGAAUUUAUCUUUUAAUCAAUGCUCUAAACAAGAGAGUUUUGCUUUUUUUUCUCAGGAAAGUUAUUUUAUAAAAGCAAUAGAAAACUUUUUUCCUGUGUUUGCAUAUCCUGAUAUAAACACUCCAGGGGUUGGGAGAAUUCUUGACAGUUAUGCAAACCCGAGACGAACUAUCUCGAUUUCUCCCAACCCCUCUCAUGUUUAUAUCAGGCUACGCAAACACGGACAACGUUUCCUAUUGCUUAACUUUUUACAGAAUUAGUCAACAUUAUUUUUCCAAAGACCAAGGGCAAGGCAUUUUUCCUUUGGUGAUUCCUAACUCUCAUAACCUUUGUCUUGAAAAUAAUAUUGAUGUUGGUCACUCUUAGGACUUAACCCUCUAAGCCUCAAUAUUCAAAGUAUAAAUUUUCCAGACUGAUCUCCACAUAUUUCCUUAAAGAAUAAGUUGAGAAAAUUUGUUUGCUGAUCAAAGCCAUUCCCAUCAGGUGAUCAUUUUAUUAACUCUCACAACAUUUUCUCUUGAUUAUGUGAUGAUAUUGUUAGGAGAUAAUUGACUUUGGUCAGUCUUGGGACCUAAAGGGUAAAGGGUUAAAUGUAGGGUGUGAAGUGAAGUGAAGUGACACCUUUAUUUCAAGAGGGUAACACUUAACAGUUUGGAUGUAAACAGAGACUCUAUAAGUGGUGCAGGGAUAUUUUUAGUAUUAAAAGAAAUCAAAGUCUACUCUCCACUCUCCUGAUGUCUGUCUCCUUUUCCCUUUUCCAUAGCUUGUAGCCAAAGCUCUUGCUGUAGGAGUGAGAGAAAGAUUUCUUCAACCAGUUAUUGAACCUGGUCUCUUUCAACAGUAAGUUGUGAUUAUCAUGGCCUGUAAAAAUACAGAAGGAGAAUGAAGAAAAUAAUAAUAGUAAUAAAAUUAAUCUUUAACAAGGAGGUCUACAUCAAAAAGGGGUUUACAGAAGGGUCCUAAAAAUCAUGAAGUUAAAAACUUAAACCAUGUUAAAUGAUAAGUUUGCCUAUACUUAGCAAAGCACAUUCUAAGCCAUUCAAUUUGGCCAAGGCUAUAGCCUAGAUAAAAAAUAGUAAUUUCGUCAACCUUAUGGGUCUUUGCAUAUCCUCUGUUUACCUUCAGUGAUAGUCAUAGACUGAAAUAUAUUAUUAUAUUUGAAUAAUGUCUGAUUGACUGCCAGCCCUGACGUAUGUCUUACAAUUUUAGGUCAGAACUAGGUGUUAUUACAAUAACAGCAUUAUUAAGAAGAUGCAUACAGGCGGUUACCUCACCACAGCUACUGCAAGGUGUGUGUAUCUUUGGUUGAUGACCAUUGAGUAUUAUUUUAGUUGCGUACAGUGCACUGUAAUCACUUACUCAAUAAUGAUUGAAACAAUUCGAGUAACUUACCUUCAAAAAUGAAAAUGUUUCCCAUAAUACAGUUGACUCCCGAUAACUCGAACCUCGUGCUAUCUCACACCAAAAUCGAUUUCUCCUGGAUUUCCUUCAUACAUUCACUGCAGUUUUACCCACGGUACCUUGAACCCAUGAUAACUCGAACCUCUUGCUAACUCGAAGUAAUUUUUGUUUCCCUUCAGAUCGGUUCUUUGUAAUUUAACCCUUGAUAACUCAAACCAUGUUUGAAGCAUGUGACAAGUUGGAAAUUAAAAACAGUGUACUGAAGUCCUAAACAUUCAAUUUAUUCCCAGUCAUUUUCUUCGAACUCCCAAUAACUUGAACUGCCAUAGCCUGCAUGGCUGGUGGGAUUAGGCUAAUUUGUUUUUCGGUGGCAGAGCCUCAUUAAGAUUGAGAGCAAGUCAGAUUCAAAACUCAUAAGAAAUGUAGUAGGAGGUGAUUUUCCCUUGCGGCUUCCCCACUUGCUUUGUAUCAAGAAGGUACCCCGGGCACAACAAUCCCGCCAGCUACACAGGCUAGAACUGCCGAUAAGUCGAACUUUUUUCGAUUUCCCUUGAAGUUAUCAAGAGUCGACUGUAUUUAUGUUCAGUUGCUUGUGUGCCCUGUAACCUGCUGUUUUUUGUUAAGUUAACAAAACAUUGAAUCACCCUGACUCCGAUUCAAAGGAACUUGAAACCUAAUUUGUUAUCCUUUAAAUUAUUUUCCCUAGAAAUGUGCAUCUUUCUCCUUGGUGAGGGGACAACACCAGAGGUUCCAACUCAUGUAGGAGACCACAAAUUAAGGCAAACACUAAUCCAAAGAUGUGAUCACUUAUCUGAUGAGGUAAUUGAAUGAAGGAAUCUUAAAAUAAAGUGAAUAACACAGAAGGUCCAAAGUUUGUAUCAUUUUGGUCACACCAUUUUCAUUUUUAUAGAAAUCGUUUCUGGGACAUUACCUUCAUACAAUAUUGUACAUGGACAAUGGUCUCCAAUUUUACAGACAUUUUAACUAUUACCCUGUAAGCUUUCUAUAAAAUGUGGCUGACUAUAUUUAUUUGUUUUUAUUAUUUUUUGAUGUUUUUUCACUAUAUUUACAAACUGCAGUAAUAGUUUUAUAAUAACUUUUAAUUAAACUAUUCAUUACAGCAAUUUGUAAAUUAUUCUAAAAACAAUAAACUACUGCCAGAAAGAUGUUUAAUUUAGAUGCAGUCACAGGAUUCUUGUCCACACUGUCUAUCUGAGCCACAACAGGAGAAAUAAUUAAGGCUAAAAUAAUCCCAGCUAAACUGAUUUAAAUUUAUUUUUUGAAACUCACUUCUGAGUCCCAGCUAUAAUGCCAGUGCUCAAUAAGACCUAUCCUGAUGCCUGUGGCAGGUAUAGAUUUUCCUGUCAGACAAGUAUUUUUUAUGCACAGAACUAGCCUGAAGAGCAAAGUCCCAUGCAAGUCAUCUUCAAACUAAAUUGUAAAUAUAUUAGACAAGGAUGCAACUUCCCAGGGCAAGCAAAAUUUGAGGACAAGUGUAAAAUAUUCAAAUUCCUUCAAGCUUUAUUAGUAUUGACACUUAAUUCUCUGUUGUAGAUCAGCAUAGAAACACUGAAGCUGUUCGAGACUCUACUCAACAAACCCUGUGAUGUUAUUUUGAAUAAUCUUGUGCUUCGGAAUCUAAAAAGUAGGAAGUAUUACACUACGCCCCCAGUGCCCAAUGGAGAUACUAGUGCUGCAAGCAAUGGACCUGCAGUGGCUGAUAAACUGGCACCUCCUUCCCCUCACACAGGAUUCCCACCAUCACCAACAUCACCUUCAACUCCACCACUUACACCAGAUGGUCUGGGUUCUCCACAGAUUGUUGAAAAUGUUGACAGAGAUGAAGUGGAACAAGUUGUAAAUAGGUACAUGUACAAAAUAAUGUAAAUUUUGGUGAACUACAACUUUCUUGUUGUCAUGCUUUUGCUUCAGUACACUCGUAUUAUAACAUUAAUAGUAUUGUAAAUAAUUUACAUGCCUCUCGUUAGUCCCAGGUCAGCAGGGGCACCAAACGAUUGUUUUCUGUAUAAUAUCUGUUCAGAGAAGCAAAUAUGACCUAGAAUUUUUAUUGUUUGAAAAUUGCUUAGAAUUUCUAGAUGACUGCUCCAUUCAUGUACAGUUUUUGAAUCUUAUCUAAUUAAUUUUCCAUGAUGUACUCUCUCCCCAGGUUAGGCUAUUUUUUGUAGAAAAAGGAAACCUAAAAUUUUUGGCUUCAAAAGUGUGAUGGAGAGAAGAAUCAGAAAAAUUCUCACUUUCGUAAAACGUUAACUGGCAUCUAAAAUUUUCUGGAAAAUAAUACUGAAACCCUGGUAAUUUCGAAAAGACUCAAGUUCCCUUAGGAUGACAAAACAGACUCAAAUUUUAUAGGGCUGCUUAGAAUGCAUUAAUUUCUAGAGAUCUAAAAGUACUCUGGAUAGUGUAAAAAGUGUUUUCAACGUUUUUAUGAGGAGAUGGAAAGGAGAUGGUCAUUGUAAUUGAGAACCCUUGGAUCAGCGUAUUCUUAAGACUGUGUGUGUUUAUGGCAGUGAUUUUUCCAAAAACACCCAUUUUAUCUCCAAAAUGACCUGUCUGAGCAACUAGUUCUGCUGUUUGGAAAGUGGCCUUAGCCUUAGCAUGCGCUUACCGGUAAGAAUUUACAUAUCGAUAAAACUGUUAUGAUUCAUGAGUCAAUAUAGCUUGUUUUUAUCAUGGAUACAAGUUUUUGUUCACCUGUAAAUUGAUAGUGAGUGUGCCAGAGUCAUUUUACUGAAAAAUGGAAAGAAUAAACAAACUUUUCCAUCCAUCAUCAAACACAAAACAACUGAUUCAGCUACAAGAGUUCUUCAAUGGCAAACCUUUGAAUGGUGUGAUUUGUAGGGGACACAUGCAAGUGACAGCACACUUGCAACUGAAAGGGAACAUUCACUAAAAAAUUAUCAGUAUUAUGUGAAUAUUGUUGUAUACUUUGUCUAGUUUAACUCAUAAGAAACAUUCUCUAAACUAGAGAUGUCUAUCAGUUUUAUUUCCUUAGUACCUGAUGAGAUAAAGACAUCAGCUUUAACAGGAGACACUGGUUAUGACACUUACUUAAGAGAUGCACAUAGACAGGUACUGCUAUACCCAAAAAAGCAAAAUAAAAUUAUCCUUUUUACUACGAUAGCUGUCACAGAGUAAAACCCCAUUUACACGUGCUAAAAAAAUCGGCAUGGCACACCAAAUUUUUGGCACCGUGCUGACGAUUUUAAGGCACAGCAUUCCCAAUUUUCGACAUGUAAAGGUAUCGGUCCCAAAUGUAAUAUGGCACCAGUGCUCAAAAUUUUAGGGGUGCUGAGACUACCUCCCGGAGGUAGUCUCGGCACGGGUAAACGAGGUACGGUGCCAAAAAUUUGGCGUGCCAUGCCGAUUUUUUGAGUGCGUGUAAAUGGGGUUUAAGUAUACAAAUGACAGUGUUGAAUGUUUGUUUUUCGUAGUGCAACCAACGUGCAAUUCAGACCAGCACUUUUGAGUGGCCAUCAACUCCAGUCCCACCUUCUGGUAAGACACUUCAGUAUAUCUUAAGCCUCAAAGUCCAAAUAAUACAGUCAAACCUGUGUACAACAGUCACCCUUGGGAAAUGGCAAGGUGAUAGUUAUAUACAGGAUGACCGCUAUAUACAGAUCAGCUUUGCAGGAAAUAUAAGGCAACUGAAAAUUUUGGGAAGUUGUCCAGUGACCAUAAUAUACAGGGUGACUGCUAUACACAGGGAAGUUAUGUACAGGUUUGACUGUAGUUAUCACAUCAAUUUUCACCCAGCAAUAUCACUACAUAAUCAAGACAAAAGGUUAUGGAAAUUGAUAAAAAAAAUCACCAAAAGGAAAAUGCUUUCAUUGACCUUAAUCAAAUUCUCCCAACUUAUUCCUUAAGAAAAUAUAAUUAUGGAGAUCUGUCUUGAGAAUUUUUAUUUGGGUAGUGGGGGGUUAAAACUAUACAAAUAAAAACUCAAAAUACUAUAAGUGAGAAGCGGUACUACACAAUCAAGGAAUUGCUAUUUUAGUCACUUAUUUCUGGGUUUCCCAAACAUUCAACUUGUCCACUAAGAAGUUUACUUCUACGUCUUACCUGCUGCUCUCAAAGUGAGAAGCAACAUAAAAACAUGCAGUAGAAGACACAUGUGGAAGCUUGUUAAGAGGAGUAAACAUAUUAUAUCCGGAAUGUAGACAUCACAUGUUACUGUUCUUGGUCCAGAUAACUGUGAUUUAUGUUCCACCUUAGAUUUCGAGGACAGUAGAGAGGUAUUCUAUGAGGGUGCAUUCUUAAACAUGCUCUUUAAGAAACUACAGAGACUUCUAGAUCAGGUUUGUAGUGAUAAGUAAUAAAAUUUAUUAAUAAGUAAUAUAAAUUUUUUUUCUGCCAAGCAUUUCUUCCAGUUGCGUUUAGCAUAACAUAUCUCAAGAGAGUUGCUUCACAAAUUAAACCCAGCCAAUAGGCAAUAUGUAUGCAGUGGCCCAGCACUCAUUGCUCCCUGCCUCUAGUGACAUAUUUUUGCAGAAGUCUCAGAACAAUCUCGUAUCGGCUGCUUUUUUUUCCUUUUUUUUAUUGGUCAUUUCAUUUUGCUGGUUGAAGCACACUCAAAGUAAGUAACACUUUCUUGUUCCUUAUCAGCAGGCUGCUUUUAAAUUUGGGCAGAUAAAUGCUUUAAUUGUGACAUCUAUCUUUUUGGGGUGUUCUUGUAAGUUAAACCUUUAAAAUGUCAGAGAUGCUGUACACUCGCAGUUUUAAACAACCUAACUCUUUCCCUUUGGACAUUCUGAGAGUUUCAGCACCUCUUCCAGGCCCUCUUGAGUUGAAUUAGUCUUAAUUUCAAGACCCCUCAUCUUGCAUAUUGAGGAGGAAGCCUUGUACCUGUUUGUAUUUUACUACUGUAUUGGUUUAUUUUUGUGCUUUUCUUCAUUGGUUUUGCAGCUCCAACCCAUCUUUGAGUCAUUUGUUACUAUUUCAGCUGUCUUUUGCUGUUCUGUGUUACUUGCUGGAAUUUUACUUUUAAACAGAGGCCUCCUCUUGAAGAAUCUCUGCUGAAGAAGUGUCACUCAACUUAUUUUAUGCUCUUUUAACUUCUAUAACAGCCAUAUGAUGUGAACCUACAAGUGACAAGUGUAAUAGCACAAUUGAGUCAGUUUAAACAUCCCCAGCUCCAAGAGUUUCUUCUUAAUGCUUCCUUGCCGUUGGCACCAGACUGUCGAUCUCUGCACUCCACUCUUCAAAACGUGAGUUGCUUCAAAAUAAUUACAAUCCACUGCUCUUCAGUGACUUUAUUCUGUGUCAAGUAUUUUACACAUACAUUUACUGUAAGGCCUGUAAAGCUUGGGUUCCUUAUAAUCUUCUGGAUCAUAUAUGCCUCAAGUAGAGAUUGAAGGCAAACAAAUCUGGAUAUAUGAAAACACCAACACGACAGGAAUCCCCCAAAUUACCUUGCAAAUUACCUGUUUUUUGUUUAGCCUGCGGACACAGACAUAUUUCCGGUCGUUGCUUCUCUCCACCUGAAUCCACUCUCGGGUAGAGAGAAGCGACGACUGGAAAUACGUCUGCGUCUGCGGGCUGUUUCCUUGGGCUAGCAAUAAGUAUUAUCUGGAAAACACCUAGUAUGAUGCCACGAGGCCCAAUUUUGACAAUUAGGGUGAAUCACUUGGAUAGACCUGAUGUCUGAAUUUAGGCAGGUUUCCAUAUAAUCAUCCAUGCCAUCUAAAAAAAUCAAGAUGAUUUAGACGACCUGGGGUUAAUUUAAUCAAACUUUUACGAGUGUAUAUAAUUCACAAGUGUAGUCAUUGUUUUAGAAAAUGAAGUCAGUCGCUACACUUGUAAGAUACACUUGUAAAAGUUUUACUAAAAUGACCCCUGGUUUUAAGCAAACUACCGAUAAGUCAUUUUGAAAGAGGUUUGUUUUUUAACAUCAAGAGUAUAAUUUGUCACCUUUCCUCAGUUUAAUCAUGAGGUUUAUCUUUCACAUGAACUUGCAGGUUGUACAAGAUUUAAAAGGUAGAAUACAAAGACUUCCAAAUUUUCAACGGAAUGUUGUGUCUGUAAGAAGGCAGUUAAUGGGAAUUGCAACAUCACCAGAACACAAGAGGUAUUACAUAUUAGUAAAAUCCGACUAUAAGGGUCUAUUCUCAAUGCUGCGUUCUGAUUGGUUGAGCUACUUCUAGGCUAUAUGUUAUAGCCCACUAGUAACGAAAAGCACCGACUUUGAAAACCAAAACAAUGGCAGCUGAAUUGCGUUUUGCUAGCUAAAGUUGUUUUGUCUCAAUAUUUUUUACCAACUAGUUGGAUUUUACUAAAACAAUUAUUGCUGUCGCCCUCAUGGCCUCUGAGCGAAUAGCCCAUUCAAGCUCGAGGAAUAAUUGUUAACUGUCAUUACUUAGUAAGGCCUUGUCAUAAGUAAAAGUAGCAAUGUCAUUACUUUUUUAUGUUUAUGUGUUUUGUUUUGUUUUUUAAUUUAGGAGAUCCUUUAUAAAAACUAAUUAACUUGAGGCUGUUUUAGUUUGAACUGUCAAUAUAACUGUAGAUUCUUUGGGUGCAAAUUCAGUUUCCAAUGAUAUUACAUUUUAUAUUUACAGAAAUGAAAAAAGUGACUGUGGAUUUCUAGAAGUAAAUCAUAAACCUAGAGAUAGAGUGUUUUGGGUUCGUAAUAAACUUACAGAAAGUCAGACAGAAGUUGCGUUGAAACUCAUUAAAGAUGGGUCUUUUGCUGCUUGUAUUUAUGCAAUAUUUAUGCACGAGCUUAAGAACUGGUCCCAGUUGUUCAGAAGGUGGAUAGCACUAUCCUAAUAUUUAUCCACUGGAUAGUGAUUUACAUGGUCGAUAGUGCUAUCCAGCCUUUGAACAACUGAGGCCUGAUGGAUAAAAGCAAUGUCAUGUGGUUUCUCAGGGGGCAAGCAAGUCAUUACAAGAAAUCGCGGUUGAGUGUGUUUAUUGUAGUCAACAGAAAAUGAAUUUAACUUUUCAUCUUAAAGACAAUAAUGGCAAAUUAUUGGUGAAAAGGAUCAUUAUUACUUCUUUGGAUGCAGUUAGUGACCAUCAAUGUCCUCACAGCAAACUGUAAUAUAAAUCUUGUCUAAACUCGAACUGUACAUUUUUCAUGAUGACUAUUGAUCAUCAUCUUGUUUUGAUAGAAUAAACAGACAUGACCGCGAUUACCCGUAUUGGCAAAUUUUCUCACUUCUUUACCCCGUGAAAUACCACGUGACAUUGCUUUUAUCCCAUUACUCCUAAAGCGCAGGCCAAGAUGGUGCAUGGGUAGCAUGAUCGUGAAUAAGGUCCAUUUACCAAUAAUAUCUUAGUAACAAACCUGUUACUGUUUUCAGCCUUAGUGAAAGUAACCUUCUUGAAGCUGCAAUAGUUUUAGAGGAAUUUUGUAAGGUGAGAGACAUUUUAAAACCGUAAUCUAGCUGGGUGUAAUAAUUUUUGUUACAGUCAAUGUGGAAUUUCAUUGUAGAAGAUUACAGAAUGAAUUAAUUAUCUGCAACAAAUCCCACAAGUAAAAGUAUUAAAAAUUUACUGGAGAAACUUUACCAAUAUUACACAAGAAAAGUUCAAAUUAUGAUGGUGAUGCUGUUAGAAGGUUUUCAAGUUAAAGUCACAUUCCACAGAUCACCAUGCUAUAGAUAAACCAAACGUUUCUCCUAAUAUUACCAUCUAAAAUGCAUGGAACUGUUCAGUUCAGAAAACCACAGUGACCUCUACUCUUAACUUGUGGUAAGUGGCCUGUAAAAGAAAAAUAAUAACUAUUUAUUGUAUGUUACAGGAACUGGCUGCUAUCGCAUUCGUUAAAGCAACAGAAAGAGUGCAAGGUCGGUAACAUCAACUAUAUGUACCAGAAGCUUAUUUGGAAAACUUUAUUAGCAUGUAGAAUUUACCAACAAGAUGGAUAGGAAUGUGUUUCUGCAGUUUUGAUUCAAGCAACACAUCAGUCAUAAGCAGAAGAUGCCAAGAACUCCACACAUGGAGGGUAAUCUCUUCUCAAGAAAAGUUCUCAAUUUGUUUGUGCUUUCAAGCAGCCAUAGUCUCCCUCGCAGCCGUUUGUUGGGGAGGAGCAUUGUGUGAUGAGACAAAAAUGGCGGCAGGACU
Messenger RNA from Porites evermanni, 20498 nucleotides. The record is from the annotation of a GenBank genome assembly. NCBI's taxonomy places the organism in Eukaryota, Metazoa, Cnidaria, Anthozoa, Scleractinia, Poritidae.